UCGAUACACCCCGGCGGCUGGCGGCUUUUCAAACUUGCCAAACACGACUGACAACAUGCCUUUAGAAUUCUUAGACCUAUAAUAAAUAUUAUUACGUGUUUAAAGAAAAACCAAGUAUGGGAAAAACAAAUCCAUUUUCAUAGUUUCCCAUUUUUAUAUGUUUAAUUCUAUACAUGUUUCCUUUGGGACGUGUCUCUGACUCUCUUUUUAUUUACUUCAAACCAUCUCUUUCUUCUCUGACCUCCAUCCAAGCUUUAUUUUGGGAGCUCUAAAUUCUAAUUGCUUCUGAAACUCCACCCCAUAUCUUGCCAAGUAUCAUGACGUUUAAAAGAGUAGUUUCUCAUGAAAUUUUUGGGCACCGGCUUGUUAGCCGGUCCAAAUCGCCUGUUAUUUCUAUUGUCUUGUUUUCGCUUCUUAUAUUUUUUAUGUUUGCGUACAGUAUCAUUUCUAACAUGUCUCUGCAAUCGGCUGCCUUCACUGUUCUUCCUAUUUCAUUCACUAUUUCUACACAAAGGAAUAUGAUCGUUGAAGGUGAUAGUGAAAAUGAUCAGUUUCACAGGGGAAUCCGUAGAAAACUACCGGAAAACGAGAUUUUCAGGUCGGACGAGUUGACAGAGAAGUUCCAUGGUCGGGUCCAGGAAUUCUUUAAUCACAAGUGCGAGGUUCAUUUCUUCAUGACAUGGAUUUCGACGGCUGAGUCUUUUGGAACAAGAGAAAUCUUAGCUGUGGAAAGUGUUUUUAAGGCACAUCCUCAUGGUUGUCUGAUGAUUCUAUCAAGAACCCUGGACUCUGCCCAGGGUCACAUGAUCCUUAAACCCCUGCUCGAUCGUGGGUUCAAAGUUCAAGCAGUGACCCCAGACUUGCCAUUCUUGCUCAAGAAUACGCCAGCCGAAGCUUGGUUCAAUGACAUCAAGAGUGGGGAAAAGGACCCUGGUGGGAUCCCUCUGGCUCAGAAUCUAUCCAAUUUAAUGAGACUGGCAGCUUUAUACAAGUACGGAGGUGUCUACUUGGACACGGAUUUCAUAGUGCUGAAAAGUUUUAAAGGUCUGAAGAAUACAAUCGGAGCACAAAGCAUCAAUUCGGCGAAGAACUGGACGAGAUUGAACAAUGCAGUUCUGGUGUUUGAUAUGAACCAUCCCCUCCUAUACAAGUUCAUUGAGGAAUUUGCUUUAACCUUUGAUGGUAACAAAUGGGGACAUAAUGGUCCCUAUAUGGUUUCCAGGGUGGUUCAUAGAGUGGAAGGAAGACCUGGUUACAAUUUCACCAUCUUGCCACCUGUGGCCUUUUAUCCUGUUGAUUGGAUUAAAAUAGUUCGCCUUUUUAAGGUGCCAUCACAACAGGCUGACCCCAAAUGGUUUGAAGCUAAGCUGCAAGAGCUAAACGAGAAGAGCUAUGGACUCCAUCUCUGGAAUAAGCAAAGUAGCAAACUAAUGGUUGAAGAGGGAAGUGCAAUGGGAAAGUUAUUAUCAGAGCACUGUGUCUUGUGUAAUCAGAUAUAUAGUUCUUGAUUGCACAUUGUAAAGCCGAUUCAAACAGGUUCACAAUUUUGUACAGUUCGUUGCUUGAAAGGAACUCGAAUUCGAGGUCUGUGAUUUUUCAUUUCUUUAUGAUUUCCAUUUGUAAAUUUAAUGUGAAUUAGAUACAGAUAAAUCAGAUCAAUCUACCACAAAUCAUAA
Molecule: messenger RNA, 1676 nt
Organism: Gossypium raimondii (Peruvian cotton)
Lineage: Eukaryota; Viridiplantae; Streptophyta; Magnoliopsida; Malvales; Malvaceae
Exons: 1
Coding region: 318-1508 (396 amino acids)
Source: RefSeq, a predicted model, not a curated record